Didymodactylos carnosus is the source of this 666-nucleotide messenger RNA. The record is from the annotation of a GenBank genome assembly. NCBI's taxonomy places the organism in Eukaryota, Metazoa, Rotifera, Eurotatoria, Philodinida, Philodinidae.
AUGGUCAGAGUCCACAAUGCAUCGCACACUGAAAAUUUACCGGAAGGUUUUCAUGGUACCUUUGCCGACGGUCCUCCAGCAGGACAAAGCCAAUUUGAAAUAUCCGUUGGAACGGAUGAUCCGAAUCAAGUCUUUUAUGAUUUGAGCGAUGUUGAAGGUCAUUCAGGAAAAAUGAGCGUUGUUGCGCCAGAUGGUAAACAUCUUCAAUCGCCCAAGGAUGCUUAUCAAUUCGAUAAGGAUGAUACAAAGACGAAAGGCGGAGUUCAUGUUCCACCAAAUUCAUUUUAUGCUUGUGCUGAUGGUCAGUUUAAUUUAUAUGGUACACCAGUUAGUAGUAACAAUACGAGUUUGAUUAUAAUAUCAAAUAAUACAUUAUCUCGUCCAGAUAUUGAUCCAUGGAAAGAUCCAAAAGAAGAUAUUGUAAGUCUAAAUAGAUUAAUCAAUAUGGCGCAACAGCUACGAAACAAUCCACAAAAUAAUGUAAACGAUGAAAGCAACAAUGAAUACAACAUACGAAACGAACCAAUAUUAAAAGACAAAAUGAAUAUGGAUAUAGAUGAAAGAAAUAUUAAUACAAAUGUUGCAAGAACUGAAACACCAAACAAAAGAACUCAUAAUCUAAUUGACGACAAUUUAAAUAUUACUCAUAGUCCAACAAAUCAAUGA